AUGGAUAGAGCUAUUGAUCUGUCCGAUGCUUCCAAGGCAUUGGACCUUGCCAACAUUCGCUUCGAGCUCAUCCGCCUAGAAGACACAAUUACCUUCCACCUUAUCGAGCGAGUUCAAUUCCCCCUCAACAAAACCAUCUACGAGUCCGGCGGCGUGAAGAUUCCCGACAGCGAUCUCAGUCUAUCGGACUACCUACUCCGCGAACAAGAGCGCCUCCAAUCCCGCGUGCGCCGCUAUGAAUCCCCGGAUGAGUACCCUUUCUUCCCAGACGUGUUGGAGCAGCCUGUCCUCGCGCCCUUGAAAUACCCUCAUAUCUUGCAUACGAACGAUGUCAACGUCAACGAUGACAUUAAGAAGCGUUAUAUAAACGAGGUCUUGCCGGCUGUGUGUCCACGGUUCGGGCGCGAGGACCGUGGUGAAGCGCAAGAGAACUAUGGAUCUGCGGCGACUUGUGAUGUUGCGUGUCUGCAGGCGCUGUCGCGACGUAUUCAUUUUGGGAAAUUCGUUGCCGAGUCCAAGUUCCAGAAGGAUCCUGAAACUUUUGUGCGCUUGAUUAAGGCCGAGGACCGCCUGGGUAUUGAUGAGGCUAUCACCGAUGCUAAGGUUGAGCAGAAAGUUCUUGAGCGAUUGGGUCUCAAGGCUAAGACUUAUGGAACUGAUCCUGCUUUCCCUGAGGAGAAGGGACAGAAGAUCAAUAUCGAUGCUGUCGUUGCUAUGUAUAAGGAAUGUGUUAUCCCGCUCACCAAGGUUGUCGAGGUGGAGUAUCUUAUGCAGCGCCUCAAGGGCACUCAAUGGGAGUAA
Messenger RNA from Penicillium angulare, 801 nucleotides. Its product is annotated as chorismate mutase ARO7. Gene Ontology annotation, cellular component: cytoplasm. Gene Ontology annotation, biological process: aromatic amino acid biosynthetic process; chorismate metabolic process. Bases 1 to 801 code for a protein of 266 amino acids. Lineage: Eukaryota; Fungi; Ascomycota; Eurotiomycetes; Eurotiales; Aspergillaceae. The transcript has 3 exons. Gene Ontology annotation, molecular function: chorismate mutase activity. The record is from RefSeq and is a predicted model, not a curated record.